AUGGGUAUUAUUGCUGCUCUGCGGAGUAUUUCUCUGCGUGGCUGUACCGCUGGUCUUAUGGUUACGGCCAGCCACAAUCCUGAGGAAGACAAUGGCAUUAAGAUGGUUGAUGCGUGUGGCGACAUGCUUGCAUCCGACUGGGAACCCAUAUGUACUCGCAUUGCCAAUGCGGACUCAUACGACCAACUCUUGAAUGAAAUUCUCACACUGAUCCAGUCCUUGCGUCUGGACAUGAGUGCAAAUCGACGUGUUAUUUAUGCCUACGACACGCGUCCUUCGAGCCCUGCACUUGUACGUGCUGUGGAAGAUGGCUUGCAAGUAAUGGGUGCCGAGGCAAUCAACGCUGGUUUGUUGACGACACCUCAGCUUCAUUUUUUGGUGAUGGCAAGAAAUUCACAUGAAAUGUGGAUCAAGUACGGUCAUCCUGACAAAAGGUCCUACUACCAAAAACUGUCCAAAUCGUUUGUCGCUCUUAUGCAAAAUCAAAACACACCUAUGUCUCUUGUUGUCGACUGUGCCAAUGGGGUUGGGGCCCUGGCGCUCCAAGAACUCUUGGAUCAGUUGCCCUCUGGGCUUGUAGAUAUCAAAAUGCUCCGCACGUCCGUGCAUGAACAAGGCAAGCUGAAUAAUGGAUGCGGCGCCGACUAUGUCAAGUCGAAUCAGCGCUUGCCGAUUGGCUAUGACGGUGAAGCAGAUGUGAAGCCUGGAACACUAUUAUGCUCUUUCGACGGCGAUGCAGACCGCAUUGUAUUUUAUUACUUGACGGGUCCAGCUCACGACCCUGCCAGCUUCCACCUCCUCGACGGUGACAAGAUCGCGAGUCUUGCGACAGACUACAUCUCGGAGCUCGUGAAACAAGCAAACCUCGACAUCAAGGUCGGCUGUGUGCAGACUGCAUAUGCAAAUGGUGCAUCGACCGCAUACUUGAAGGAACGUGCUCCUGUCACUUGUACCAAGACGGGCGUCAAGCAUUUGCAUCGAGCGGCUGAAGAAUAUGACAUUGGCGUGUACUUCGAAGCGAAUGGCCACGGCACUGUUCUGUUUUCUCCCAGCGUCAUGGUUGCUAUGGACUUGGCAAGCAUGAAGGGAGAGGCACUAUCCAUCGAAGCUGUGAAUCGACUGCGUUUGCUUGCAAAGCUAAUCAACCAAACGGUCGGCGAUGCGCUCUCAGAUCUGCUUAUGGUGCUUGCAAUUCUUUCGACCCGCCAGUGGGAUGCGCCCAAAUGGGACUCAUGCUACACAGAUCUGCCCAAUCGCCUGACGAAAGUGUCCGUUCCUGACCGCACCAUGUUCCGCACGACAGAUGCUGAGCGCCGACUUGAGACGCCUUUACACAUGCAGGACAAGAUCGAUGAACUUGUUGGUAAAAUACCCAUGGGCCGUUCGUUCGUGCGUCCCAGCGGCACAGAAGACUGUGUACGUGUGUAUGCAGAAGCAGCCACGACUCAUGAUGCAGAGCGACUCGUGCAUGCUGUGGAGGAACUUGUCCGUACAGCAUGA
Malassezia globosa CBS 7966 is the source of this 1500-nucleotide messenger RNA. RefSeq lists its product as uncharacterized. The transcript has a single exon. NCBI's taxonomy places the organism in Eukaryota, Fungi, Basidiomycota, Malasseziomycetes, Malasseziales, Malasseziaceae. The record is from RefSeq and is a predicted model, not a curated record. Gene Ontology annotation, molecular function: phosphoacetylglucosamine mutase activity; magnesium ion binding. The coding region runs from base 1 to 1500 and encodes 499 amino acids. Gene Ontology annotation, biological process: carbohydrate metabolic process; UDP-N-acetylglucosamine biosynthetic process.